This is a messenger RNA of Dicrocoelium dendriticum, 3375 nucleotides long. The record is from the annotation of a GenBank genome assembly. NCBI's taxonomy places the organism in Eukaryota, Metazoa, Platyhelminthes, Trematoda, Plagiorchiida, Dicrocoeliidae.
GUCCGCUCCGUGUAAUCUGUGCACCAGUUUGUGGAGUUCCUGCGAAUUUACCUCGUCCUCAGCUAUAAGCCACCCAGAAAUCUAUGCAGCUGGGCACCUAUGUUAGCGCUUGUGGAAUAAAACCUUAUAACCAAAGCACGAGGCGCUUUUGCAAUUCUCCGCCACGUGUGGCACUAAGGUGACGUCACCCUCGACCUGAGGCGCAGAGCCCACAACGCAACCAUGCGUUUAACCCUUCUUCGACAGUUGCGGAACCUAACUCCUCAGAGACAUAAACAAGCUAGUCGCGUUCGAUCGUCGCCGCUUUCACAGCUUAGCUCAUGUCUGAUGGGAAUUCCGUGUGAGUAAUGAGAUUGUUACGCCUCUCUUAUUUGGUUUAGUAAGAGCGCGUGAACCGCUGAGCACCGUCAUAUCACGCACUAGGCUCCAAUGGGUGGGUCACGUGUUGCGCGUGCCAGCACACCGACUCCCGCGUCGUGCGGUGUUUUCGUUACGGGGGUGUGGAUACACAAAGAGGAGAGGAGGUCAAGUGAUAACUUGGUCAAGAGGAAUGAAGACAUUCACUUCGAAGUUAACAUCGUUUGAUGCAUCCUGACCGCCUGGGGUCCGAAGAAUGAUGACCACGUUUGGUUGGACACACUUGUUCACUUGACGAUGAGCCGAUCUCGAAUGACAUUCAUAUUGGUAAGCUAUGUCGCGCAAUGGAGGAAAUCGACGGCCUUGCAAAGUUUCGGGUCGACAAGUGGGAACGGAAAUCGGGCGGUGGCGGCGUCACCUGCGUGAUGGAAAAUGGGGCCGUGUUCGAAAAAGCCGGAGUGAACGUUAGCGCAAUUCAUGGUACUCUCGGACCUGCUGCUUUGAAGGAGAUGCGAGCUAGACAUAAAGAAAUUGAACUUGACAAGGAGUAUGCUUUUUUCGCUUGUGGCAUCAGUUCAGUCAUACAUCCGCUCAAUCCGUAUGUACCCACCACGCACUUCAACUUCCGUUAUUUUGAAAUUGCUCUCGGUGAUGGUCGCACAUGUUGGUGGUACGGAGGUGGAUCGGAUCUUACUCCGUACUAUUUGUUCGAAGAGGAUGCGCGGCACUUUCACAUGCAGCUAAAACGAGCAUGCGAUGCGCACAAUGCAUCUUACUAUGAUUGUUUUAAAAAGUGGUGUGACGAGUACUUCUUCCUUCAGCAUCGCGGUGAGACACGAGGCGUAGGCGGAUUAUUCUUCGAUGAUUUCGAAGGAGAUUCGCAUCAGGAUGCUUUUGGAUUUGUGAGGUCUUGUGCCGAAGCUAUCAUCCCAUCUUAUCUGCCAAUUGUGAAGAAGCGAAAAGAUAUGCCUUAUGGAGAAUUAGAGCGUGAAUGGCAGCUAGUUCGUCGCGGGCGAUAUGUGGAGUUCAACCUCAUCUACGAUCGUGGAACCAAGUUCGGCUUGGCCACUCCUGAGGCCCGAAUCGAGAGCAUUCUCAUGUCUCUCCCACUUCAUGUGCAAUGGGUCUACUGCUACGACGACACCAAGGAUCCACGUAACCGAAAUCUCCUAGAGGUGCUCCGAACACCUCGUGAAUGGAUUUGAGUCCAGUUUGUUUCCUCGCGUGUUAAACAUCCUUUUCCACAUUCUUUAUGUCUGCUGGCUCGGCUACUUUUGGCAGACUGCCUUAAAAUACAUUCGUUCUGAUUCCAUUCCUCUGUUCUCUCACAUACCGUUCCUGUUUCUUUUCGUUCGAAGGACUUUCAAAAUUUCCUACUUUGUGCAAUACCGUUUCUUACAACAAAGAUGUUUGUCGGUUUGUUUAUGUUGUUUUCCCGGUUUAUUUUAAGGCAUUUUAAGGGGUCUACAGUUAGGAUAUUUGAAGAAAUGCUUUAGAAUAUCAACAAAGGGUUGGCGAGCAUAUUUGCUUUCAUUUGUUCAACAUAAAGUUGAUACACCGCUACAGCUUAUGUAUGUGCUAGACAUCGACCCAUCAAAAAGCAUAUAGUGAGUGUAGGUACUAAGUGCACGAAUCACCGAGAAGGAAAUGAAUAAAAAUGAAGCUGUUUUUUUACGCCUUUUGUCUGUUAAAUGAUUGUGUUGUUGAUCACUUAUAUCAAGUCAAAUUCACUCAGAUCUUCCAUUGAACCCGAUUUCGCGCCAUUUUUAUGGAUUUAUGUACAGUAGUGUCCUGGAUCUUCCGGCCGGAAGACGCAGUGGUCCGGAAUUCAUCGCUUUGACCAUAUGGUAAACUGAACACCGCACCAUUUCUUUCAGCGCGGUCUUGUACUGGCCAAUAGGGCGCGCCGUGGUAGUCCUUUGUGCGGCAUUCAUAGGACUAGGUCCGACAUAAAUCAAAGGAUCGAAAUGUCUAAUCGGUCGGGCUGUUAGUCCCAUCGUGGUCAAGUCGGGGGAUGUGGGGUAAUCGCUAUCGUUCGUCUAGGUUAGAUGGUCUGUGUUAAUUUGUUUUGUGCGUAUAGGUUUUGGAAACGAAUGGUGAUUACCUUUGCUGUCUCCUGUAGUGUUCGUGGGUGCAGUUUAUUCGCUGCAAGGCAUGAUACGAGUUAGCUUUGCGCUUAAUAUUCAAUUGGAUAUGGCAACACUGCAUUCGUCAAAAUUCUUAUCGCACCGUUAUACAGACAAAUCGGGCUAGGUUCUUGGGCCCUUACGCACAAUCACCUACUUGUUUUCCCAAGAUGCCUUGCUCGCUACGAGUAACAGAGAGCAUAUACAUGAAGAAGAUUUGUAGCUGCAGUAUUCUGUUCCCGCGUUGUUGGCGCACAUGUGUUGAGAUGGAGCUUGUCGUGACAGUCCUCCGAAAAUUAAAGACGAAGUCUGGGCCUCGAUCAAAAAUUUGUUACUCACACGACAACACGAUCAUUUGAUGUCUCGCAUGGAUUCACAUCACUCGCAAAUGUGACGCAUUUCCUCUUGCUACUGCUUCCUUAGCCUGCACUUGAGCUUUGUUAACCUCAGUCCAAAUUGAAUAUGUGCUAUUCAUCCAGACCGUGUAAUUGCCAGUGAUCGACUAACCUUCAAGCUGUUGACCCCAUGUCUGCUCAACUCGCAUGGACAUCGUACUACCUCCAAAUGCGCCGUUUUCUUUUGUAGUUCUCAUGUUGCAUGUCUCGUAUUCUUCUCCACUGCGAUCUUGCGGUGUCAGCUGGUUGGUUCUGCUGCUCCGCACGAUGCAUAGUAUUAUUAACUCAUCGCCUCCUCAGGUACACUCCAUUCCGUCGAAUGACGCUAAUCUCGAUCCUUACUUCAUAGCUUUUCUCUCCCUUACAACCUUCAAUCACUCCCCACAUUUAACACCUUUCAAAUCCAGAAAUCGGUUCAACCCAUACUUCGUCCUCAUCAUCAUCAUUCUACACGUUAGCUGCAGAUGGAAAACACCUCAGCUGUUGUGCCGCAAUAC